Molecule: messenger RNA, 1120 nt
Organism: Hypomesus transpacificus
Lineage: Eukaryota; Metazoa; Chordata; Actinopteri; Osmeriformes; Osmeridae
Exons: 2
Coding region: 21-962 (313 amino acids)
Biological process (GO): DNA integration
Molecular function (GO): nucleic acid binding
Source: RefSeq, a predicted model, not a curated record
GACGCAGAGUGAGGGACAGUAUGGUUCGCGUUAACCCGAGGGCGGUUGCCCUCAGAGCCAUGUCGCAGAGGCUGCACAGAAGGUCCUACUGUGUCACUGGUCCAAAUUCUUUAUGGCACCUGGAUGGAAACCACAAACUGAUAAGGUGGAGGAUAGUCAUCCACGGUGGCAUUGAUGGCUACAGUCGCCUUGUUGUGUUUCUCCGUGCUUCCAGCAACAAUCGCAGCAGUACUGUAAUGGACUGCUUCAUGAAAGCAGUGACCAGAUAUGGUGUUCCGUCCAGGGUCAGAACAGACCACGGAGGAGAAAACAACGCUGUCUGUUUAUUCAUGAACAUUUUCCGAGGGUCUGGUAGAGGCAGUGCUUUGAGGGGAAGGAGCACACACAAUCAGAGGAUUGAGAAACUGUGGCGUGGCCUGACCAAUGUCUACUACCAUCUGUUCAAUUUCCUUGAGAGUGAGGGGAUUGUGGACAUUGACAAUGAAAUGCAUGUCUGGGCUCUGCAUUAUGUGUAUCUCCCUAGAAUAAAUAGAGACAUGGCAGACUUUUGCCAGCAGUGGAACCACCAUGGUUUGAGGACUGAGAGGCACCAGUCCCCUCUGCAGAUCUUCGUUAGAACCUGCCUUGCACAACAGAGGCUACCUACUACUGCAAUGCAAGACCUCUUUGCUGCCACACCCACAGGAGGUGAAAGGGCAGACAGCACUGUACCCAGAGGUAUGGGCGGGGCGGCUCAGGGCGGGGCGGCUCAGGGCGGGGCGGCUCAGGGCGGGGCGGCAGGGACACCUGUUGUUCACUGGCCAGAGAGAGUGACCAUACCUCCAAACCAGUUUACUUUGGGAAAUGCUCUCAUGCAAGUACUUGCCGCACAAAUCAAUCCCCUCGGAGGCCUCAGAACAGCCCUUGGAAUGGACAUCCUGCAAGAGGUCAUUUCUUUCCUGGAGUCCUCAAAUGACCAAUAAGAUUUUGGACUUUCAGACAUGGAAUACGAAAUGAGAAUUAUAUUUGCACUGCCAGUUGCACUGCUACUUACUUUACUCUGUAAACGUUUUUUUUUUGCUUUUUGUCUUUUAUUGACCUUUUUGAUGUUUCAUCAACUGGUGCCAAGUUGUUGACCAGU